AUGCCUCGCUUUUACUACCUCCCUGCGGAGAUCCAAAACAUGAUCUUGGGCUUCACCUCGACCUCUCCCUCGGUCGCCUCCUACGCCGCCGUCAACAAACACUGGCAAUCCUUCUUCGAAGCAAAGACUUUUAAGAGCCUAAUCCUUCACCAAGACGACAUCAACGAGUUCUCACGCAUCGUCAAGGGCUAUAGGAGAAACUAUAUCAAGCAUCUCUGGCUUCGCGUUUCCCUGCCGGAAUACCCUACCGCUUUGUUUAAAGUAGAAGAAGAUCCCAAGGUCCUCUGGGAAGCAGACUGCGCCUUUACCGAAUCUGUUCACAACCUCUGGGGUGUCCUUUCAAAAUGGGACGCCCCCCGACAUGAGCGCUACGGACUCACUUUCGAACUGAGCGUUCAUUCUCCCAGUGAUUGGGCGACCUAUAUCAACGACGACGACUCCACCAAGAUGGACGUUGAUCUCUACAAGCAAUACCUCGCAACCGGGUCCACAGAAUCUUAUAAGAACUCCGAAGACGUGCACUCAGCAUAUGAGACCCUCGGCGACACCUUGAGCAGUAUUGGGAUCCCGACUCCAAUUCAACAUGCCUACUGGCAUGCCACCACACACAGCCUCCUGGGGUGGAAGCCCCUAAGCUUUGCUUUUGAAAAGGCUAGCUAUGACGACGACUCGGGGUAUUUCAGUGAAGACACAGCGACUCCUGUCGGUGAAGACACGACAGCUCCUAUCAGCGAAGACACAGCAAUUCCCAUCAGCAAAGAAGAAUCAGCAAAUUAUCACAAUACCGAACAACAACUCCCAGCAGUACCAGUCAUCACCAAGAUGCUCAUCCGCCGCCAACAGUUCCGCUGCAUUGCACCCGAAGUACUGGGAACAAUGACCGAAACCCUCCCCAACAUCCAAGAAAUCAGCAUCGAAAGAUGGCGAUGCCAAGAAGCGAUCGAUGAGAAAGACUGGUGUCGAUCCGCACAUUUCACAUUCGGCAUGGGUCUACCGCCGUCUCUCAAAACACUAUCCCUAUAUGGCGAAAUAAGUGAGAUAUUCCAUACAUGGACAUCCAAGGAUGUCAAGGCCUUGAGCCUUGCGAAGUCUCUGCGGCAGUACACCAAACACCUAGAAAGCCUAUCAGUUUCGCACCUCAUCGAUGCAAAAGAGUUCUUACGACCAUUUUGGUCCGCCAAAUCAGACACAGAAUCACUACCUAAAUGGGAGCAUCUCAAGACCCUAUCACUCACAUCCGAGAUCCUCAACACAGACUCCGAGAAGGAAAUCAACAAGCUACUCUGUGCCGCUGCCCGCGCGGCUAGAAAGAUGCCAAACCUUCAACUGCUGGAACUCUGGAAUGGCAAAGAUGGACAAGCAGGUGUAUUCAGAUAUCAAGUUAUUAAUUCCAACGGAGAGAUCAAAUGGCGUGGCACUGGGGCAAACUACCUUGAUGCGCAAGUCUUACAAGAGUGGAGGCAGACAUCGAUACUACAUGGACAGCGGGACUUGCGAGAAUCAACAUCCAAACUCAGACCGGAAGAAAUUUCCCAUACAGGAGCAGUCCUUCGGCAUUUGCAAUCGAGAGAACGAGUAUUACAUCCUGUGUCAGGCUACAGAGCCAGUUGUGAGCUAUGA
Messenger RNA from Fusarium sp. VM40, 1620 nucleotides. NCBI's taxonomy places the organism in Eukaryota, Fungi, Ascomycota, Sordariomycetes, Hypocreales, Nectriaceae. The record is from the annotation of a GenBank genome assembly.